GAAUCCCAUAGCUUAAAAUUUUUAUUUACGUUUCUUACUUUUCAUCCCUCCCUUCACACUUCAAUUUCUUUUCUCUUCUCCGGAAGCUGUAAAAUCCCUAUAACUGAUGCGCGAAAUUUCGCCUUCACCGGAAAUUUCUACCGCCGUCGUGAGCCGUGCCUCUGAGGAGGAGGCUGACCGGAAUUGGGCCGGUAAUCGGUGGCCGCGAGAGGAGACUAUGGCGUUACUGAAGGUGCGGUCUAGAAUGGACUCUGCGUUUAGGGAUUCGAGCAUUAAAGCUCCUCUUUGGGAAGAAGUAUCCAGGAAAUUAGCUGAGCUUGGGUAUAAUAGAAGUGCGAAGAAGUGCAAAGAGAAGUUUGAGAACAUUUAUAAGUAUCACAAAAGGACUAAAGAUGGCAGAUCAGGCAAACAGAAUGGAAAAAAUUAUAGGUAUUUUGAGCAAUUAGAAGCUCUAGAUAAUCAUCCAUUGCUUCCCUCUCAAGCUGAUUCAAAGGAAGAAAUCCCAAACAAAAUUGUUCAUAAUGCAAUUCCAUGUUCCAUAGUAAACCCGGAUUCGAAUUUCGUUGAAACUACCACCACUUUGAUAUCGAUGUCGACCACAUCUUGCUCGAGUAAGGAGUCGGGUGGGACGAUGAGGAAGAAGAAGAAGAAGAGGAAGUUCGUGGAGUUUUUUGGGAGGUUAAUGAAGGAGGUGAUUGAAAAACAGGAGAAAUUGCAAAAGAAGCUUGUGGAGGCUUUGGAGAAAUGUGAAGAAGAGAGGUUAGCUAGGGAAGAAGAAUGGAAGAUGCAAGAAUUAGCUCGCAUCAAGAACGAGCGAGAGCGUUUUAAUCACCAGAGAUCCAUUGCAGCUGCAAAGGAUGCAGCUGUUCUUUCAUUCUUGAAGGCGUUUUCGGAACAGGUCGGCACGGUGCAGUUUCCCGAAAGCUUGAUUCUGAUGGAGAAUUUGACUGGCAGGGAAGAUGAUGGUAAUGUUGACAGAAAUACAAGUACUCGAGAGAACGGAAACGAUGGUAAUUCGAAUCAGAUUAGCUCGUCUCGAUGGCCGAAAGACGAGAUCGAUGCUCUGAUUCAGCUUAAGACUAGCCUGCAGAUGAAGUACCAAGAAAAUGGCCCUAAAGGUCCUCUUUGGGAGGAAAUAUCAUUGGCCAUGAAGAAACUUGGGUAUGAUAGAAAUGCAAAGAGGUGUAAAGAGAAAUGGGAGAACAUCAACAAAUACUUCAAGAAAGUAAAGGAAAGCAACAAAAAGCGACCCGAGGACUCGAAGACAUGUUCGUAUUUCCAGCAGCUCGACGCAUUGUACAAACAGAAAUCCAAGAAAGUCGUCGACAAUCAUCCGAAUCACGAACUGAAACCCGAGGAACUAUUGAUGCACAUGAUGGGCAGCCAAGAAGAAAGCCACCAACCCGAAUCAGCAACAGACGACGGCAAAGCUGAGAAUGCGGAUCAGAACCAAGAAGACGAAGACGAUAACAAUGACGAAGACGAAUAUUAUUACAUUGUAGCCGACAACAACAGCAAUCAAGUGGAAGUAGGCAGCUGAAAAACAGAUGAACAGCAAGAUCAAAUGGCUCAAAUGGUCUCGCCUCUUGCAUCGUGUUAAAAAGGUCAGAUCCUUCAAAUCUCUGUCUAUAUAUAUAUAUAUAUAUGAUUGUAUAUCUUUCUUUGUUUCUUGCAUAGAUGAUGAUACUUGUAAGCUAGAGAGAGAUAGAAUUGUUUAUUGUGUGCAAAAGUUGAAAAGUGUUUGUUUGUCUCUGUAUCAAUAAACAAAAAACCUGCAUUAUUUUGCUGGUAAAAUGCUGUAGUAGGCUGUUUAAUGAUAAUGCAAAAGCUUCUAUUCAUCCUCC
Molecule: messenger RNA, 1844 nt
Organism: Cucurbita moschata (crookneck pumpkin)
Lineage: Eukaryota; Viridiplantae; Streptophyta; Magnoliopsida; Cucurbitales; Cucurbitaceae
Product: trihelix transcription factor GT-2-like
Exons: 3
Coding region: 107-1540 (477 amino acids)
Source: RefSeq, a predicted model, not a curated record